Salmo salar (Atlantic salmon) is the source of this 4021-nucleotide messenger RNA. NCBI's taxonomy places the organism in Eukaryota, Metazoa, Chordata, Actinopteri, Salmoniformes, Salmonidae. The record is from RefSeq and is a predicted model, not a curated record.
AACUAUGAACCUCCUCUUAGACAACAUGGCGCAUGUGUACAGCUGCACUGCAAAUAUAGACGAUACAUCCAGUUAGAUGGAAAAUAAUUAACUUAUGCUUACAUAAGUGUAGCACCUAAACUAGACUUCGGCGACAUUACCUAUCGAAUGCGGACGCUCGUGCGUGUUCACUUUGACCACAGCAUCAGACUCUGGUCUCCGCGCGCUGACAACUUUGCGCGAGCUCACCUGCUUACAAUGAAGACGAGAGAGCGUUUCAGGUCCUGAAUGUUCUUUUAGAGUUAGUUUCAAAUGAUUCGAUGUUUUGUUACUGCGGGUACCGUGUGUGAGGGUAUUGUGAGUUCUUUUAACUUGUUUUAGUUAAGAAAAGAGAAAUGUGACUGCGACCUAAACGAGACUUUUCAACUGAUGAAGAAAUGCUGCUCAACAUUACGAGAGAAAACCACACACCACUGCAUCAGGCGGAAAGGGAGAGAGAUAGACUCCCUCCAAUUUCCAGUCAUUCCAGCUCUGGACUUGAUCGUGGACCAAAGCUGCCAUAUCCAUCUCUCAACUUCAUCUCAAACCACAGAAAGGAGGAUGGUAGCCACAGCCUCUCCUCCCAGUUUAUCCUUCCUGGCAUACGGCAUGGUAUGGUCCGUCAUGGUAGAGAGCUUCCCCCCAUCUGUCCUAAUGUCAGACUGAAGCAUCAACAUCAACAUCGCAUCACUGUUGACAAUCUGCCUCCUGAGGUUAGGGCGCGCUUUGCCUCUGACCCAGUCAUGCCCCUCCGCACCAAGACUGUCAAAGAGUUUCAGGAAGACAUUGAGAGGGCAACAGUCUCAGGCGAUUGGAAACACGUCCACGAUUUCUACUUGACCACGUUCGGCUCCUUUUUAGAACUGAAUGCUGCCUUUAAGAAAGAUGCAAGCCCACCGUUCAACACGAUUGAAGACUCAGGAAUCAAUACCAAAUUCGUCAAUGCUGUCUAUGACGCAUUAUCGCACACGCCUCCUGAUGCCCAGAGAGCAGUGCUGAAGGGGAUCAUUAACAGCUUGUUGAGAGAAUGGAAGGGCAGUCGACGGACGAAGGAUGACCUGAGAGCGUAUUUCAUUCUAGUUCAGAACCCUCAGUGCACCAGCCCAGCCACAUAUGUCAUCUAUGCACACUUACUGAGGCAAAUAGCCGCGCUGGCGGAAGCAGACCACUAUUUCCUGAUGCACUGGUUUAAGAAGUUGUCCCAGAAGCGGUUCAAACAGCUGGUGGAGCGGCUGCACCUCUUCAUCUCCACCCGUCUGUUCCCAGUCAAGCCCGAGGAGCUGCCCCCCAUGGCCAAGUGCUCCUGGUGGAUCCCCUCCGCAACCAAGGUCCUCUCCCUCCUCAAUGCAGCAAAUAUCAUUUCUAGCACUCCUAUCCUGCCCUUUGUUGACUUCUACAACCCCACACUGGACCACACUGACUUCAUGGAAGACUAUCGAAUAUGGCAGACUCAGGGAAACUCUACCAGGUUUACAUUCUGCCAGUUCGCCUUCAUUCUGUCCACGGUGGUGAAGAAGGCCGUUAUCCAGAAGGACUCUGAACAGCAGAUGAUCAGCAUGGCCAGGCAAAGCCUGGUGGACAAAGUGUCUCGCAGACAGCGAGUGGACAUGAGCUUGCUCUUUCUCAACAUCAAAGUCCGACGGCUGCAGCUGGUCAGUGACUCAAUGGAUGAGCUGACUAGAAAUCGAGCAGACUUGAAGAAGAAGCUGAAAGUGUCGUUUGUGGGGGAGGCUGGUUUAGACAUGGGUGGUCUGACCAAGGAGUGGUUUCUCCUUCUCAUCCGACAGAUCUUUCACACAGACCACGGCAUGUUUACGUUCUUCAAGGAUUCCCACUGUCACUGGUUCAGCAGCUGGAAGUGUGACAACUACUCCGAGUUCCGAUUGGUCGGAGUCCUCAUGGGACUGGCCGUCUACAACAGCAUCACCCUGGACAUCAGCUUCCCCCCCUGUGUCUACAAGAAGCUGCUGACCCCGCCCGUGGUGCCGUGUGACCUCGAUCCCCCCGUUGGCAUGGCGACCCUCACACUGGACGACCUGCAGCAGGUCAUGCCUGAUCUUUCUCAUGGGCUGGCAGAACUUCUCAGCUAUGAAGGCAACGUGGAGGAGGACUUCUGUACUACUUUUCAGGUGUCGCAGGAAGAACUAGGUGUGAUCAAGUCCUACAAUCUGAAACCGGGAGGAGAUAAGAUUCCUGUCACCAACCAGAACAGGAAGGAGUAUGUCCAGCUGUACGUAGAUUUCCUGCUGAAUAAGUCCAUUUACAGGCAGUUUACUACCUUCUACUAUGGCUUCCACAGUGUGUGCGCCUCCGACGCUUUGAUGUUACUGAGGCCCGAGGAGGUGGAGAUCCUGGUGUGUGGCAGUCCCAACCUGGACAUGAGCUCUCUGCAGAAGGCAGCCCAGUACGAGGGCUACAGCAAGACUGACCCAACCAUCAGGGCGUUCUGGGACGUGGUGCUGGGCUUCCCUCUGAAGUUCCAGAAGAGGCUGCUCCACUUCUCAACAGGAAGUGACCGCGUCCCCGUGGGAGGAAUGGCCGACCUCAACUUCAAGAUCUCCAAGAUUGAUGCCUCCACCGACUGGUUGCCUAUAUCUCACACAUGUUUCAACCAGAUCUGCCUGCCACCAUACAAAAACAAAAAAGAACUGAAGCAGAAGUUAACUAUUGCCAUUUCAAAUGCGGAGGGAUUUGGACUGGAGUGAACUCAGAUAACGACAAUGGUUAAACUGCCAUUUAUCUUUGGUUCGUGGUCAGUAGGGUGUGUAUAUUUGAACAUGUUCAGACAUGCUACCAGUCAUCUCUCAGCCUCAGUAUUUCUUAACAAUAUACUUAACAAAUCUGUUUCUGUAGAAUAUUGAGUGAAAAGUUACAUUACAAGUAUAACCUUCAAAGCUCUCCCGUUUGUGCUAUAAAUACCUUUGCCUUUUGGAUAUCAAAAUGGACAUAGAAAAUGUUCUGCCCAGUCCAUUAACAAUGGAGUUGUUUAUUAAAGUAAGAGGUUGAAUGUAGGUCAGAGCAGGGCUGGGUUGGUCUGUGAUAAAAUAGUUAGACAAACAGUCUGCCAGUACUGUGGUGUCCGCUCUUAAAGUGACAGAGCCCAUCUCUCCUCCUGAACAGAGUUCCUGUACCGCCUCUCUUUGACAAAGGCCUUUUCAGGCCUAAGAUUUAAAUCAUUCCGAGUCUGAUGGUAAAUUAUGAACACAGAUAUUAUCUUGUUGGUAUUUAUACUAAUAUAUUUUGUUUUCAGAGGUCUCAGAAGUUUUGGAACAUUUGGAAGACGUUUCUGUUAUGUUGUUCGUGAGCAGAGUUUUUAGACGACCCUUUCUGGAUGUUUUCAUGUAGAGCAUGAAAGGAAAUCAAGCUUCGGUAAGGUUUUAUCAUGUUGGGGUGGCAGGUAGCCUAGUGGUUAGAGUGUUGGUCCAGUAACCGAGAGGUUGCUAGAUUGAAUCCCUGACCUGACAAGGUAACAAUCUGUCAUUCUGCCCCUGAACAAGGCAGUUAACCCACUGUUCCUAGGCCGUCGUUGUAAAUAAGAAUUUGUUCUUAACUGACUUGUCUAGUUUAAUAAAUAAAGAAAUACAGUAGUUGUGCUGGUAUAUGGCUUUUAUUGAUGUGGGGACUUACUGUGUACCUUGUUUGCUUACUCCCACAUUGUCGGUCAUGCCUCUCGGUACAGAUUACAUCUCUUGGUACAGUGGGCAUAUUGUAUGGAGAGGUAUGAAAUAGUUACAAAACACCAAUGAGAUCACGAUUGAUAUCAAGGCAAGUAUGAGUUUGUUGGACCUCACACACCUGCGGGUUAAAACGAUGAGACGGAUUCAUGAAAUGUACAGUAUCGGGAACUAUGUCAUGUGAUUUAAUGCUGUUGUAUAGGGAUAUUUUUUGUAAAGUGCUGACACUUGUGUGGUAGUUAGCUCGCUCAGGAUGUCCACAUUUCAUGGACUGUAUGAUUCUUCUAAAAUGAUCUUGAUAAUAAAAAUAAGGUGUUUGUUGAAAGAGA